This is a messenger RNA of Malaclemys terrapin pileata, 896 nucleotides long. RefSeq names its product trypsin-like. Gene Ontology annotation, biological process: proteolysis. The record is from RefSeq and is a predicted model, not a curated record. The transcript is spliced from 5 exons. Lineage: Eukaryota; Metazoa; Chordata; Testudines; Emydidae. Gene Ontology annotation, molecular function: serine-type endopeptidase activity. Bases 55 to 825 code for a protein of 256 amino acids.
CCAGCCCUGUGCAGCCAGGAGGCCAGGCCGCCGAGCCGCCCGCCCGCCCGAGACAUGGUCCUGCUGGCCGUGGCGAUGCUGUUGCUGGCUUCAGUGGCUGCUGAGGACGAGCGGAUCAUCGGGGGACAGUCCUGUGGCCGGCACCAGCAGGCCUACCAGGUGGCCCUGAUGGGCUCUCCCAACACCGUGCGCUGCGGGGGGGUGUUGAUCAACCCCGGCUGGGUGCUGACGGCUGCCCACUGCGACACCGCGCGCCCCAUCUCCAUUCGCCUGGGGGAGUACAGCCUGAGGACCAGCGAGGGGACGGAGCAGUGCAUCAAAUCAACCCAGUCCUUCCCUCACCCCAACUACAACCUCACCUCGCACGACUACGACAUCAUGCUGCUGAAGCUGCAGAACACCGCCAACCUCAACAACUACGUCAAAACCAUCAGCCUGCCUGACAGAUGCCCUGAACCCAACACGGAAUGCCUGGUGUCCGGAUGGGGCACGACCCAGACCCCUAAACUGCAGUACCCCAACAUUCUGCAAUGUGGGAAAGUCUACAUCCAGCCCAACGCGGACUGCGAUAAAUCUUACCCCGACGCCGUUACCGAAAACAUGCUGUGUGCUGGUGUGAAGGAAGGAGGCGUGGAUUCAUGCCAGGGUGACUCCGGCGGCCCGCUGGUCUGCAACGGGAAACUCCAGGGCAUCGUCUCGUGGGGAUCACAGGUUUGCGCGCCGAAAGGCAAGCCAGGUGUCUACACCAAAGUCUGCAGAUUCACCGGUUGGAUCCGGGGCAUUAUAAGGGAGAACUCCAGCAACCGAGCCUCCAUCACCUGCUAGAAGCAAGCCACAGCUGCCACUGCCCCUUCCCCAGGGAACUGAGAUUCCUGUAAUAAACAGUGUGAAACACA